GUUCGAACUUUCAGCCGACACUUAUUUGUGAUUGGUUCAGAAUCCAUUUCUUUGAAUUGUAGCGAAUAGAUGACAGGUAAGGUAGACGACGAAAAGUGGAAAGAGACAUUGGAUUGGAUUCACUGACUACUUUAUUCGGGAAAAGAUCGAGAGGCGUAAGGACGUUGUUUGUCGUUGUAUAUUAUAUCCAAACUUUAAUAAAUAAUCGCAAAAAUGCCCCGCAAAUUUGUCGUUGGUGGUAACUGGAAGAUGAAUGGAGAUAAAAAUAUGAUAAAUGAAAUUAUAAAUAAUAUGAAGAAAGGUCCUUUGGAUAAGGAUGUUGAGGUUAUUAUUGGAGUACCUUCCAUCUAUCUUACUUAUGUAAAGAGUAUCGUACCCGAUACAAUCCAAGUUGCCGCCCAAAACUGCUGGAAAGUUCCAAAGGGUGCUUUCACAGGUGAAAUUUCACCCGCUAUGUUGAAAGACAUCGGUGUUAACUGGGUUAUCAUUGGACAUUCCGAACGCAGGACAAUCUUUCAUGAAAAUGAUAAUCUAGUAGCUGAAAAAGUGGCACAUGCUCUUGAGUCUGGCAUGAAAGUGAUUGCUUGUAUUGGUGAGACCUUGGAAGAAAGAGAAGCGGGAAAGACUGAAGAAGUUGUAUUCAGGCAGACUCAGGCAUUGGUGUCGGCUAUUGGUGACAAAUGGGCCAAUGUUGUGCUUGCCUAUGAACCGGUCUGGGCUAUCGGUACUGGAAAAACUGCUUCACCGCAGCAGGCUCAAGAAGUACAUGCUUCAUUACGUAACUGGUUGGCAACUAAUGUGUCAGCUGAAGUUGCUGAUGCUGUACGUAUUCAAUAUGGCGGCUCUGUCACCGCCACCAACGCUAAGGAAUUAGCUACUUGUGCCGAUAUUGAUGGUUUCCUUGUAGGCGGUGCAAGUUUGAAACCGGAGUUUGUUAACAUUGUUAACGCUACCAAGUAAAUUUCUAUACAUUGUUUAGCAUUUCUUGAUGUAUGUAACUGUAUCAAUGUUGCAAAUAUUAAAUCUGUGUGAAUUAAUUUGAUUUGAUGUACUGUUUGUUGUACUGAUCAAGUGAUAUAUUAUUUUAUAUGUGAUUUGGAGCAGCAAAGAAGUAUAUAGACUAAAAUAUAUGAUUAAUAGUGGGUUUCUGAGACCUAAAUCCCAUUUAAAAUAUAUUACUAUCUCUGUCGCCUUA
This is a messenger RNA of Papilio machaon (common yellow swallowtail), 1195 nucleotides long. RefSeq names its product triosephosphate isomerase. Bases 214 to 960 code for a protein of 248 amino acids. The transcript has 7 exons. Lineage: Eukaryota; Metazoa; Arthropoda; Insecta; Lepidoptera; Papilionidae. Gene Ontology annotation, biological process: gluconeogenesis; glycerol catabolic process; glyceraldehyde-3-phosphate biosynthetic process. The record is from RefSeq and is a predicted model, not a curated record. Gene Ontology annotation, cellular component: cytosol. Gene Ontology annotation, molecular function: triose-phosphate isomerase activity.